This is a messenger RNA of Lonchura striata (white-rumped munia), 1983 nucleotides long. Lineage: Eukaryota; Metazoa; Chordata; Aves; Passeriformes; Estrildidae. The record is from RefSeq and is a predicted model, not a curated record.
AUGGACGGGGCGGCCGAGGAGCGGCGGGCGGCCGGCGGGCUCGGCGCGGGCGGCGAGUGCCAGGAUGAGAAGGAGAACAUGCUGCUGAAUCCAGAGCACCUUGUGGUGGAUGCUGAUGCUGUUGGUGAUCAUGGUGCAGGGAGCAGUGUGCUACCUGCAUUCCCAGGCACAGUCAGACAAGAAAUAGCUGAGGAUAACUUGGGAAUAGAAGACGGGAAUAGCUCUGUAAAGAAGGUGGAAGAUGAUGGGGGAUGCAGCACCCUGCAGGCAACUGGGUCAUCUUCCAAAGGCUCUGUUGUCCUUGACGGCCAGCACGACUUUGCCUCGGCGUGUGAGCAACCAUCGGAUUUCUGCAGUGACACGAAGGUUGGAUUAGCACAGGAGCCCACAGGUCAGUCAGGGUCACGAGAGCACUCUGAGAUGUGCUGCCCUGCUGGGACUGAAACGGAGGAGAAGAAGGAAAAAUCUAAGCAAGCAUCCAGUGGAGUGGCUGGAGCUCCCUGCAGGCAGGAGGAGAUCGGCCUGGCCCCUCACCAAUCCAAAGGUGCUCCAGGCAGCGCUGCAGCUCAGAAUUCCUACAAGGGCUCUUCAGUCCUGGGGUGCAGAGGCAGCUGUGAUGUGGCCAAGGGGAAAAACUCCUUACCUGUCAAGAAGAAAUCCCGCACCUUCUAUAGUGCAGAGCAACUAGGAGAGCUGGAGAAGAUGUUCCAGGAAGACCACUAUCCUGACAAUGAGAAGAGGAGAGAGAUUGCAGCUGUGGUUGGUGUGACACCACAGCGUAUCCUGGUCUGGUUUCAGAAUCGCAGAGCAAAGUGGCGGAAAUUGCAGAAGUUGAGUAUAAAAGGCAACAGAAAAUAUCCAGCAUCAUCAACUCAGUCAGUCUCCUUUGGAUCAGAGGGCUAUGGGGCACCUCCUCUGCCUGUGCCUCCACUGCCCGACGCUGCUGGAGACCAGCCUGGCGUGCUGGGAGGAGACCCUGGAGCUGGGAUCUGCUCCAGCCUGCUCAGCACACAGCCUGCAUCACCCACCUCUGCCUCAGCCUCCUCGGUGGCAGGAGUGGUGGCACCCUGUGAAACGCAAGCUCAGAGCAAGGCGCUGCCGCAGCUGCACUUCAAUCCCAGCGGCACAGCGGAGUGCUUCCCUCAUCUUCCCAGCCCUCCUCCCAUCCGCAGGGCCAGCCUGGCGCUCGGCCUGGCCUUCGACCCCGACAGCCACAUUGUCCCCCUGAUGCUGGACACGCCCGGCAGGGAAUGCAGCUUGGCCAGCCAGGAGAAUGGCUUCAGGGAUGCCUUCUCUUACGGCGUCCAGAACCAAGGCUUCAGUUCACCAGUUUCCUGCCCUUACCCGGAGCAGCUGGAGCCUGCAGACAACCUGGAGGACACCUACUGUCAGUUCAGCAGCCAGGGGGGAAUCUAUCAGCUCUCCCAGUUGUGUCACCAAGGUCACCUGGCCAGCAAUAUGUUGUCCAGUGACCACCUUCCUCCUUCAACACUCCUGGAAUCCCAUCCAGCUUUCCCCGAUUUACCUGGCAACAGUGGAGCCAUAACCUAUGGAGCCACACAAGGCUAUGUACAAAACCACACGGAGGAACCAGUCAUGCCACAGCAGCCAGGUGGCAAUUCAGCAGACAUCCCUGCCUAUCCAGAUGUGCCCUGGAGUGAUUUCUAUAUGCAGGGAGCAACUUUCUCCAACCAGAUGCAUUCCCAAAUGCCUUUUUCUAGCAUGGCAGGAGGGCAGUACUUCACAGAGCCAUAUCUCCUUCAAGUGGCCAACGGGACAGUGCUGGAAUCCAUGCCACAGACUGGAAAACAAAAGAGAGUGACACCACCAGAGCAAAGUUCCUACCAGAGCUACCAAACAGAGCCGGAGUUGGGAGCACUUGCUGAAAAAGAGGACUUUGAGAGCAGCAGCAAGAAAGGAGACACUACUGUUGGUAACCAGCUAAAUGUUUUCUUGGAGGAGGAGGAGGGGAAAGAGUUGUAA